AACCGAGGCUGGUUAUUUAAAUUCCUGAACGAGUAAAUAAACUAAAAACUCACAACGAUGAGACUUCUAGUCAUUAAGUAAACACUUUUCUCCUCUUUAUAUAUCAAGUUAGGUUCAAACUUCAGGGAAAAAGCAAGACUUUAAUGAAGACGCAAAGCAUGAAGAAAUGGAAGGAGGUUUUACAAGUGAGCUAAAGAUGCAAGACCUAGAGUAUGGCAUGCUUCCGAAUGAUAAACUACAUUCCAGAGAUUAUAAUUCCCAACGAGACGGUUUUACUACUGUUUUCUACUGCAAUGACUGUGAAUACCAAAGAACUUUGUCCAAAGGACACCAAAAAACUAUUUUAAACUCAAGAAGUAAUGGUAGCCGUUAUUCAUUAUGGACAAAAACUUUUACUCAAAUUGGAAAGUUAUCAAAAAUGACAUUCAACAUGCCGCAUUUUGCUGCAAGAUUUCUUAACUAUAUAUUAUAUUUUAUAGCAGUUUUAUCAAGACUUUUAUCUUGUUGGAAGUACAGUUAUAAGAGAAACUUUUUACAGUACGUUUUGAUAUUUUAUGGAGUAAUUCUUCUCUCAACUCAUUCAAUUGGUGAAGAACUUACAUUCAUGUCUCAAGGACAAGGAAAGCUAUUAGAUUCAUUUGUUCCAGUUGGACUAGGAUUUGUUUACAAAAUACCAAACAGAACAUUUGAUUGUGAUAUUGAAAGAUUAGAGGUAUCUGAAGGUAGUAGUAGAAAUCUUCCCCAGUGGCUCGCUUUUGAUGAAACAAAGCAACAGUUUGCUGGCGUUCCGUCUAUGAAAGACAUUGGAAGUUACGAGAUCCUUGUAGUAGCUUUAGCAAAAAGUGGAAGCAAAACUGGAAAGAUAUGUGGAAUGAAAGCAUUUACUAUUUACGUUUCUUCAGAGGACAAAAAUCCCAGUUUCGCUGGUCCUGUCUUUGAGAGCGUUUCAGUUGGUCUUGGAAGUUCCGAAACUUCGCCAAGUAAAUCAAACGAACAUUUUGUGUGUGAUCCAGGGUUACAAGCUGUGCUUGCAACUGUUGUUAUCAGUACUGAUAUCCACGAACUUGGCGGACAUAAACGCAUGGGAAUCCUUCAAGGAAUGGCACAACACAUGAACUUUUCUUUCAACAGAGUUGCAUUUUUUCAUCACGACAAUGUUCAUCCUUUGAUCUCACAACUGGAGAACCCGUCCAUUAUUGUCUCAGGUUCUGGUGAUGGACGCUACAAGAAAGGACCCAAAAGUUUACUCACAUGGAAAAUCAGUUGUGGAGCCCUGAGGUUAGGACCAACGUACCUCACAGAACUAGAGACCAGUGCACAAGAUGGGACAAUAAGUAACGUCCUUGGCUAUCCAGUCGUUGGAUGGCAUGUAACAUCAGGUGUCCAGAAGGCAAGACAUAGAGCUCGUCGGGCAGUUGCUGGUACUCCAACACCUACAGCAACAGCUAUCCUCCCCACGCAAUUUAAGAACGUCUCUACUGUCACUAUCACCAGCAGUAUUUCUUUGACAACAGCUUUUGUAACACCGAACUCUACCCUGAUGCCGUCUUUGUCGUUGUCCAGUACGCUGCAAGUGACACCCACAUUGUCAGUGUCGAUGUCUUCAACGUUAGCUGUAGAAUCAACGAGGAAUUUCACAUCUAGCAUGCCGAUAACAAGCCCUACUUUAGACACAGUUGUCAUAACGAGUACGCCAGUUUUGUCUUCCUUGAAUUCCACUACUAUUUUCGAGUCGGUAACCUCUUCUCCUACAGUCAAUGUUUCAAGCAAAGUCAACAGUACUUUCAUUUCGAGCACGAUGAAUAGUACGAGUACAAGCGUUAUUUUAAGCACUGUGUUUAAAAACACAAGUAGCGUUGUUUCUUCAUCAGUGACAUCUGCAAAUGCCACGAGUACUAGUUUAUUGCCUGUGUUGAACAGCACCUCUGUGCUAGAACUGGAAAAAUCAACCGUCUUCCUGUUCAACAGUAGCAGCAUCAUGACAAGUACAGUUUACUUAAUUACGCCAAGUUCAUCAAUACUUCUCCCUGAAAAUUCUUCUGCGAUUCUAAACAGUACUAUUAGCACGAUGCUUCCAGGAACUAACUUCAGUACAGCAAGUCUAAACUUGACUCAAACGGCAUCAGUUUUUACAAGUAGUGUGCCUUCAUCAUUGCCUGUCAAUAGUAGUGCUGUAACAUCAGUAUUGCCUCCUUCGACCUCAGUCAUGUCAAGUUCUGUUGCAUUGAACAGUACAGUGUUCAUGAAUCAGACGAGUACCAUUCAACCAAGCUUCCAGACAUCGUCUUUUUAUCCUCCUUCUCCGACAACGACUUCGAGUUUGACGCUGAACGUUACUAACAUGACGUCGAGUGCCGUCUCUUUGAUGGUGUCCAAUACUUCUGUUGUCGUGUUGUCUAGUUCUUCUAACACAACAGAUGAAGUCCUGAAGACUUCAGUGGUCAAUUCAAGUUCGGUUGUAUCUGUUGUGCCAACCUUGUCCACAGUCCCCAUCAUAACAUCAGUAAACAUGUCUACUACAGCGUUACUAUCAACAGUCAUGAACACAAGUGUCGUUGAUGCAACGUCGCAUGCAAGCUCGCUAGUCGGAAAUACGUCGGUCUUAUAUGUUACCCUGUCGACUGUGUCUCCGAAUGCUACACAAGGACCCGAUAUAUCUACGAAUAUCUCCCGAGUGUUACCAUCCACGAGUCGUGUAAUUAAGAAUACGACGUCGUUUUCCUCGGUUAUCUUGUCGACUGCGUCUCCCAAUGCAACUAGGGGACACGACGCAUCUACGAAUAUCUCCCGAAUGCCUUUGACAUCGACUUCAAACAUUAGUAGCUUUGUGAAUCCAACUCCAAGCUCUGAAUUAAACCUGACGUCUGUUACAAGAACAAUAUACUUGACAAACUCUUCUACUGUAGACUUCAACACGACUACUCUUCAAACCACGAGUGUUAACAAAACAAUAGAGAUUAAAGAUUGGAACUCUACAGUUGUGGGUGAUUGGAACACUGUUACAAUUCUACCAACAGUAACAACUCACAACUUGAGCUUCUCGUUACUGACGAGUACAGAGACCAUGAAUGCAUCGAUAAGUGUUACUCCAACCGUCGAGCUGUCAACAACGGUAGACCUCAUAAACACAUCAUCAGUUUUGCCUUCGUUUACAACUGUUAACACAACGCUAAGUCCAACUCUCAGCAUAGGUACCGUUAAUUCUAGCAGCACUGCACAUAUGUUGACGAGUUUUGCCACUGUCAGCACAAUUGCACUUAACAGCACUUUGCAUGAUAGUAUCACCACGAAAAGUAGCUCUGUCAUGGUAAAUAGUACUGUUAUAUCAACAUUAUUUCCAUCUACAUCACUGUUACUACCAUCACCACCAAUGACAAGCAAAAUGCCAUCUGUAAACACCUCAGUUACCAACACCUCAGGAGUGCUCAGAACUGAGUUCGUAUCAUCAACAGCACCAGUAGUACAGAAUUACUCUAGUUCCCUCAUGAUAAGCUCCACAACGACCAUCUUAAACACGACAAGCUCAAUACUGACCAACAAUCAAACAGGUUCCUCACGAAUAAGCCCUACAUUGGUGACUACGACCAGGAAGACAAUAAUGUCGACACAAAACGACUCGCGUUCUCUGGAACCAAGCUCUACACUGAUGAUCCUAAACUCCACUAGUGUUUUGCCAAAGGAGAGUGAAAUACUAACUAGUGUGAUAUCAUCUUCGUCCAUGGCGCUAAUCAACUCGUCAAGUAGGAUGAGCAACUGGUCUUCAAUGAUGACACCAAAUACAACGAGUUCUUCUCAGUUUAGAGUGGCACAGUCAAGCACUUUGGUAUCAUCUUCGUCAAUGGCGCUANUCAACUCGUCAAGUAGGAUGAGCAACUGGUCUUCAAUGAUGACACCAAAUGCAACGAGUUCUUCUCAGUUUAUAGUGGCACAGUCAAGCACUUUGCAGCUGCCAUACACAACUAUAAACACGAGUCAAGAUAUCAACUCAACUGUGGUAUCAGGUGUGUCAACGAGUAGUCCACUCUUCUCGACGUCAGUUCUUCCAAGUUCAACGAAUGACACUAUGACAAAGGUUUCACCAAGCAGCGUCGUCUUGGAAACACAGACACCUUAUCCCACUGUGACACCAAGCAAUGCGUCCACGGUCCCACUGUCGUCAGGUCUCCCAACUUUCUUAAAUACCAGUUCCUUAGUUGUAUCUUCAAGUAGCGUCAUCAUGGAAACAGCAAGCACGGUCGUCCUAGAAACAAGGACACCUUAUCCCACGGUGACACCAAGUAACACGUCCACGGUACCACUGUCUUCACGUCCGACUCCUGUGUUAUCCACAAGUCUUCCAGUUGUCACAUCGUCUGUUAAUGUGUCUCCGGGAUUCAGCUCGUCUACAAACUACACCAGUGAUAUCUUGAAUGUAACCAUGACCACGUCACUGGUUGAUGAGACGCCCUCAUCAAAUGCAUCAAGUCAGGUCCUGACGACGGCCACUGUUAAUAGCUCUAGUCCUAUAGUGUUGCCUUCAAGUGUAUCUCCAACAUCAACUGCCUUGCUUACCACUAGCUUGUCUAGUAAGGUUAUACCAACAAGAAGCAUCACCAUCAACACCACAGUUAUUACAAAUACAAGUGUAUACUUAGAAUUGUCGACCCUGACGUCAGUGCCCAGUGUUAAUGUCACUACCCAAGUUGUAACUCCAACCACGUUCAUUUCACCUUCGUCUUCAAGUCUCCUGGAAAAAACUACGACGGUUCUUAUAAGAAACAGUACGACGCCAUAUUUUACUACGACAACAUUUUCGGUGUCAUCUUUGCAGCCAUUGACAAGUACUUCUGUUUUGGCAAGUAGUACGCAAGUUGCAACAACGGCAUUGCAAACCUCAAGGGUUAUUAACUCGUCUGCUAUCUUCAGUACGUCCGUGAUAUCGAGUACAAUGAGCUCUUCCUUUAUCCCGUCGUCAGCUACGAGCCUUCCAUUCUCGACAAGUCUUGUUAUAAGUGGAAUAUCAACGGUUUUAGCUCCUUCAAGUUCUUGGAUGGAAAAUAGCACCGUCGUUACACCAUUUACCUCGGAUUCACCACAAACAAGUUCAUCUUCCAUCAGUUCCAUCGUCCUCUCGUCUAUUGAGGUAUCAACAGUGUUGCAGACAUCACAGAUCCUCUCUUCUUCCGUCCAACCACUGCCAACCAAUGUUACACCAAAUAACCCUCCUCAGUUAUACAAUGAAAUAGGACGUCUGACUGCAACAGCCGGGAAAGUAUUCAGAUACCAAAUACCUGAAGAUGUGUUCCAUGAUGAAGACGGUUACACCAGGAAGCUCACUCUAACUCUCAAACGCUUUAACGAGGAAUUUAUUGCAGAAGAACUUCGUAAUGAUUCUUGGUUGGCGUUCAGUGCUGAUAAACAAGAAAUGUAUGGAUUGCCAAUGGAGAAAGACGUCCCAAGCGAUCCAGAAAGAGGGGUAAAGUUUCUGCUUGAGGCAACAGACAGUGCAGGGCUGAUAGGAUACGAUGCGUUUGAAAUCCUGAUCAGGAUAUCAAGCAUCUCGUACACACAAUCGCUCUCUAUGAGGCUGGACAACGAUUUCAAUGCAUUUGAACGUAAUAUUUCUCAGAGACUCGAUCUUAUUAGUAGAAUUAGUGGAUACUAUGGUGAUUCUGAUACGAGUCAAGUCAGAGUGUUGUCCUAUAGUCAAGGAUCGAUUCUUUUUUCAUGGACGAAUGAUUCCCUCCCGAGCGACGUGUGCAACACAACCCAAUUCAACUAUGUUGCAGAGAGGGUGGUCGGGAGUGAUGGCGUUAAUCUAGCAUUCAAAGAGCAUUUAUUCCCUGAAUACGACGUUAUAAACGCAAACCGUACUCUGAGUGGAGUGUGCAAUGCAACUACAUUAGCACCCCCGGUUGUACCGGAUAAAGUAGUUGGCACUGAACCUUCGGGUUUAUGGGAGAAGCAUGUUCUACCGGGGAUCAUUGUAGCGAUUAUUCUCAUCAUCAUAGCCGUGUUACUUCUACUGUUGUUUCUACGGCGAAGACGAGSCAACCCAGCGGACCCAGAAAAACGAACCUACAAGAAGCGCAAGCCGAUCAUCCUUGAACCGGAAAUGGAAAUGAAACCUCGAUCUGGGAAACCGCUGAUCUUAGAGAACGACGAGCUCAGCCAUCCGCCGUCAUAUAUGUCUGAGAUGUCCCUGGAUAACACACUGUAUUACGACAGCGAUGAUUACGAUCAAGAGGAUUACAAACCAAGUGCGUCACGAUCGUCACCUGUGUACGAGACACCGCCCCCCGAGUACAAUGUACCUCAAGAACCGCUCAAACAGCCUCCCCCUGCUUACAGACUACCACCUACGUUCUACUCGUAUACGCUACCACCAUUGGAGACAAGUAGUGAUSUGUGAUAUACGGGAUUUGUACACCGGCAUAUGGCUGCAUAUGAUAAAGUUAUUUUGCUGUAACGUUUUGGAGUGGUCUUACUCCCCCUAAAAUAAUAGUAAUGUCAAACACUUAUCUUGCUUCCUUUCCGAGUGUUGACAUACAGUUUCAGAGGGAAAUAAAAUCACUCUAAUACUUCGCUUAUUUUUGUUAAUAACAGAAACAAAUGAUUAUUUAUAUUAAUAUUACAAGCGCAUGGCAAGCGGGUUCAGUUUGUUAGCUAUGAACAGUCCCGUAUCUACACCUGUUCCCCGGUUCCAUGCGCUAACCGAUUUUACUAUGAUUUAGCGGGUUACUUUUAUUUUUAUAUUUUUAAGGGUAAUUCCUCGGAAAAUUUAUUUCUGAAAACAUCGUUUUUGAUUAUAUCUCAAGGAUGUUUAUACUUUUUUAUUCUUACGCGAUCUAUGCAGUUCUAAUCGUGAUGGUCUUGCUUCUGUAUUGACUUGAAUUCGUUGUUUAUAACUCGAAGAAUUAGCCCAAAGAAUCGAGUGCCUGGGUCGUAAAGCAAGGAAAAUACGGUUUUUUUUUAAGAAAUGAAAAAUUGGUUUUAAUAAAUCUAUUAGUAGAGUAAUUUUAUUGAACGCCUGGAAAAAGAACAUUUAGAAGUAGUGUCUACUGAUGCGUAGUAGACUAAUAUAGAUUUUACGGAUUAAAGUGCUUAUAAGCCUUUACACAAUAUUUUCAGAAUUGAUUCUUUAGAUAKUGGAUAGUUGAUUGUGAAAAUAUUUCGUCAUUUGAAUGUUGGGUCUUUAAGAUACCAAGGUUUAUAUUCCCAGUAUGUUGAUUAUUAUGACGUAACAUAAGGGAUCAUUUAAUAUACAACACUGCACUCGUUCUGGAAUGCAGUAUUUUAAAAGCAUCACCCUUUUACUCGUGACUCACGUAAAGGUUCUUACAAAUUUGUUUUCA
Molecule: messenger RNA, 7334 nt
Organism: Actinia tenebrosa (Australian red waratah sea anemone)
Lineage: Eukaryota; Metazoa; Cnidaria; Anthozoa; Actiniaria; Actiniidae
Biological process (GO): nerve development; muscle attachment; axon guidance
Cellular component (GO): sarcolemma; dystroglycan complex; dystrophin-associated glycoprotein complex
Molecular function (GO): calcium ion binding; laminin binding
Source: RefSeq, a predicted model, not a curated record